UAUAGCCCUAUACGAGCACCCACCCGUCUGCUGCGGUCGUAUUUUCUCCAUACUCCGGCCUCACGACCUUUGCCUCCUUCCUCUUCGCCGCGAGAAAACUAGGGUUUUGCUGCCGGAAUCUUCCUCUCCCCUCCGCCGCCGACCGACCGUGCGCCGACGAUACGACCGCCUCCUUCCUCCCUCCUCCGAUCCGGCCUUUUUGAUCCCCGGAUCCCGUAAAAGAUGCUUCCCCUCUCGCUCCUCAAGACCGCCCAGGGGCACCCCAUGCUCGUGGAGCUGAAGAAUGGUGAGACGUACAACGGGCAUCUGGUCAACUGCGACACGUGGAUGAACAUCCACCUUAGGGAGGUUAUUUGCACCUCAAAGGAUGGUGACAAGUUUUGGAGGAUGCCAGAAUGUUACAUCCGCGGGAACACCAUUAAGUAUCUUCGAGUUCCUGAUGAGGUGAUUGACAAGGUUCAGGAGGAAACUUCCAAGAGCCGAUCAGAUAGGAAGCCACCAGGUGUUGGCCGCGGAAGAGGAAGAGGGGACGUUGGUACUAAACCUGGAGGCAGAGGCAUUGGACGUGGCCAAGAUGAUGGAGGUAGAGGCAGUGGUGGUCGUGGAAGGGGUGUUGGUGCCAAAGGUGGCAACAAAGGUGGGGGCCGUGGCCGUGGCUGAUGCUGGUGGACACAUGGGACAAUGCCGCUUUUUAAGGCCUGUAAUUGUGUUGCAUAGAUUGCUUAGGACAUGAAGAAUGAACCAAGUUGGUUGGUUGGUUGUUUUGGGGGCGAAACCCAGAAUGGUUCCUGUGGUCUAGACAUUGAGGCAGCGGAGGCGGCCGGGCCUGUCACUGUUCCUCAAAACAGUUUGGUUGAUAUCUUGAGUAUGAGCUAAUCUGUUCAUUUGUGGAGAGGCAUCCUGAUUAAAUGACUAUUUGAUGUUGCCGAUUAUUUUGCUA
This is a messenger RNA of Sorghum bicolor (sorghum), 940 nucleotides long. RefSeq names its product probable U6 snRNA-associated Sm-like protein LSm4. The record is from RefSeq and is a predicted model, not a curated record. Gene Ontology annotation, molecular function: U6 snRNA binding. The transcript is spliced from 7 exons. Gene Ontology annotation, cellular component: spliceosomal tri-snRNP complex; U6 snRNP; P-body. NCBI's taxonomy places the organism in Eukaryota, Viridiplantae, Streptophyta, Magnoliopsida, Poales, Poaceae. Gene Ontology annotation, biological process: nuclear-transcribed mRNA catabolic process; P-body assembly; mRNA splicing, via spliceosome. The coding region runs from base 223 to 660 and encodes 145 amino acids.